This is a messenger RNA of Humulus lupulus (European hop), 1236 nucleotides long. RefSeq lists its product as uncharacterized. The transcript is spliced from 2 exons. The coding region runs from base 1 to 1236 and encodes 411 amino acids. The record is from RefSeq and is a predicted model, not a curated record. NCBI's taxonomy places the organism in Eukaryota, Viridiplantae, Streptophyta, Magnoliopsida, Rosales, Cannabaceae.
AUGGACAGUAGGAAAUCAGUUUUGGCCACUGUAAUCAAGCAAGGUCCGAAAAUAACAACAGCUCACACCAGCCUACUAACAGCAGAAUUUUCCAAAGAUGAGGUGAAGAUUGUCAUGUUUGAGAUUCCUGGAAACAAAUCUCCAGGUCCAGAUGGUUUCAGCAGUUACUUUUUUCAAGAUAACUGGGAGGUGGUUGGUGAUAAAGUCUGUGAAGCUAUUCUAUCCUUUCUGCACUCAUGGAAAUUGCUAAAGGAAGUCAAUUCCACAACGCUGACUUUGAUUCCUAAAGGUAAAUGCCCCGAAUCUGUUAUGGAUUUUCGUCCCAUAGCCUGCUGUAAUGUUGUAUACAAAACUGCCACUAAGUUAAUCUGCUCCAGACUGAGAAAGCUAGUUAUGACCUGUGUGAGAACCCCAAGGUUUAGCCUUAUGUUCAAUGGGUUAUUACAUGGUUUCUUUGAAGCUAAAAGAGGGCUUAGGCAGGGGGAUCCAAUAUCUCCUUUGUUGUUUGUAUUAGGGAUGGAAUACCUUUCUAGAAUUUUGGGGAAAAUUUGUGAAACAGAGGGAUUUCAGUUUCAUGACAGAUGUGGCCCUCUUAAAUUAAAUCACCUCUGUUUUGCAGAUGAUGUCUUGCUCUUCCGCCAUGGAGACUUCAAAUCGAUAUAUCUUCUGCUGCAUGGUCUGAAACUAUUUUCGCAAACCUCUGGUUUAACACCAAAUGAUACAAAGUCAGCAAUUUACUGUAGUAAUAUGGAGGAUUUGGAGGUGCAAAGAAUAAUUGACUCUUUAGGCUUUACAAGAAAUCAACUGCCAUUUAAAUAUCUGGGGAUUCCUAUAUGUGCUAAGAGGAUUUUAGCAAAGGAGUGUGAAGUUUUAUUGGAGAAAAUGACCCAACGGAUACGAAGUUGGAGUACCAGGAAUCUUUCAUAUGCCGCCAGCAAAGUAACUUUGGUGAAUUCAGUGUUGCUGUCUAUUCAUACUUAUUGGGCUCAAAUCAUGGUCCUCCCAUCAAAGAUAUUGCAGCAAAUUAAUACAAUUUGCAGGAAUUUUUUAUGGAAAGGAAUGGCUGAAUCUAAUAGUUCAGGGCAGGUUUCUUGGGAUGAAGUAUUAAGGAAUGGAAUGAAGCAGCUAUUGGUAAGUAUGUAUGGGCAGUGGCUUCGAAAAAAGACUCUUUAUGGGUUCGAUGGAUACAUGCUGUGUAUAUUGGUGAUGGAGACUGGUGGGACUAUAAAGCUCUGA